Messenger RNA from Daldinia decipiens, 2283 nucleotides. RefSeq lists its product as uncharacterized. NCBI's taxonomy places the organism in Eukaryota, Fungi, Ascomycota, Sordariomycetes, Xylariales, Hypoxylaceae. The coding region runs from base 1 to 2283 and encodes 760 amino acids. The transcript has 2 exons. The record is from RefSeq and is a predicted model, not a curated record.
AUGGGGGCCUUUGAGGACAACAAAUCCUCCGAAUUAAACCGCGUCUCGUCGCUUCGAACCUCGGUGAGGAUUUCUACCUCGCAAAGGGACGAUGAUGACUAUGACUUGCAGGCCAUGAUAGUUGCCGAUGGGUUUCGCCCGGUAGAUGCGACAAUCAUUCAAACUCCGAGACCUGUGACGGCGCUGCAAGAUGUGCCGAUGACACAAAUACCGCCGCCACGCCCAUCGAGUAUUACAAAGCCGCAUGGGAGGAGCGAAUCUCUGGCUUUGCAACACGAUGGGUCGUCUUCUGAGUCGGAUAGUAGAUCUCUAAGCAGAGCUUCUCUAAGUAGAAUUUCGAGCGGUUCUACCGCAUCGCAGUUUGUUGAUUCCGAAGACCCGUACGAUGGCCCGUCUGGUCCUUCUCACCCGUACCAGAUGUAUCCGCAGGAUGUUCGAGUGGCACGGACGGCUAGUCUGGCGACAACGUCGACGGUACCAAUCUCUGAGCGGUCGUACAACGGGCCUCGCGGGCCGGCGCAUCCGUACGGCAUGUAUCCGCAGAAUACCGUACCUGAAACCGGUGGAAUGUCCAGCGGGCCGGUACAGGCGGAAAUUAAUGUCGGGUUCCCUGGAGCAGCGGACAACUACCAAAGAAGAAUUGGUCCAGAUGGAGAGGACGUGGCUGAUCUGAUUGGUCCUGAUGGUCAUACGGAACAGCUGCCUCCUUACACGAGAUAUCCGGAAGAAGCGUAUACUAGAAAGGCGUUAGGCGUAGAAACGCCUCAGCCAGCGCCUGUCCAGCCAAUGUUGGCCAUCCCGGGUGCUGGAGGUAUCGGGAUAGCUACUCGAAAUCCCGAAUUCGCGUCUACUGAGGAUCUAGGCGCAUUAUCCUCGCCCCAAUCUAGACAAUCUAUUAGGAGUUUUACAUCCGAAACCAGCCAGAAUGAAUUAAAUGCUGCUGUUACGACUAAUAAAGAAGCUGAAGACGAGAAAAGAUUGCCAAAGGACUGGCAAGUAACCGCGAAAAGGAGGGUUUGGGGGAUUGUUCCUUGCUGGGCCAUUGUCCUGGCUGCCGUCGUUCUCGUUUUGAUGGGAGUAAUACUCGGUGCUGUCAUUGGGACUCUCCUUCGUCCCGACUCGAAAGAUAAAUCGCAUAAGGAUGGGCCGCCUUUACCAGUAGUAAAUACGGGCAACUGGGACACACAACCUCUCAGUACCCUGCCGUCAGAUUUACUACCCCUACAAGAAGGACAUUUUUCCUUGCCUCUCCGGAACAAUCGAAUGUCUAAUACCUGCUUUAGUGACUCGACAUUAGCUCAAGCAUGGAACUGCGACCUCUUUUUCUUCCAGCUUGGCAUGGACAUUAAGAGACUACCUGGUCAACCGGAAACAUCUAACUACUUACUAGGGUUCUCUUAUAAUGAUAGCGCGACUUUGAAAAACAACGUGUAUCUUUGGGGGAUGCAGCCGCCUGAAUUAGCUGACGUGCGACUGAAGCUUGUUAAUGAUAUUCACGAAAGCACUCGAGGUCCGGCGUGGAAUUUCGAGGUUGCCUACAAUAAAACUGUCAUUAUUCCUGAUCAGGCCUUGUCAGCUAGCUCCUCCUCUUCCACGCCUGCUGCUCGCCGUCGUCGGACGCUGUAUGGCGGUGGUUUCAAUCGUAAUGGUGCCCAAACCGGAGACCGCAUAUGGAUUUGCCAUUGGGACAACACCAUCUUGGAGGCUUUUAUCUACGCAAAUCAAAACAACAGUAUUGGACCGCUGCUAGGUUCUCCACUGCCUGUAACGACUGGGGACAUAACCACUGGGCCAACUACGAUACCCAGCGCGGCUGUUACUGGACCUCCUGGAGGUGUUGACAACGGCGGCAGUUUAAGGCCUUCGGAUAUUCCUUUUGGCUCACCCCAAGAUCGCCAUGCGACUACCACGGUCUCUAAUAGCAUUCCGAACCCAACCGAUACUUCCUCGACUGCUACGUCUAGUAGCAUAUCUGACCAAGACAUUCCCAUACCCCCAAAUUACCCACCCGUAUACCCGCGAGUCAUCAAGGUCGAGGAGCAUCGUUAUGCCGACCCGUCAGCGGCUAAGCCCUGGUGCCGCCAGUUUCAGAUAAACGAGAACAAAGAGGCGGAAGCAAUAAAAGUAGAUGGAAAGACAGUCGAUAUCAUCAUUAAUGAGGACGAAGGAGGGGUUGGACCAGGAGCCUCGAAGGACGAAGUUGUGGGGCGCCAUCUAGGAGGUCGCGCUGGUGUGGUGGGGAGCGAUAUGAGUGAUUGCGGCUGUAUGUGGUGGCUCUCCUGA